CAGGUUUGACCAAACCCAGUAAAACCAAAUGCCUAAAGCCCUAAACAAUGAACGCCCAUUUCAUCAACAACUAAAGAACCUUUCAAGUUUCAACCGGCGUUUCUAGAGUUAUCAGCGUCGAUUGAUCUCGCGUUCUUGCAAAAGCGUAGCAUCAAAACUUCAAGCUCCCUGCUCAAUUUCUCUCUCCUAGCUUAUUCUGGGUGAAAUAUUACAAAAAAUGUCAGUGACUCUUCACACUAAUCUGGGCGACAUAAAAUGUGAAAUCUUCUGUGAUGAAGUCCCCAAAGCUGCUGAGAACUUUUUGGCUCUAUGCGCUAGUGGAUACUAUGAUGGGACCAUAUUUCACCGAAACAUUAAAGGAUUUAUGAUCCAGGGAGGAGAUCCGACUGGCACAGGCAAAGGUGGUACGAGUAUAUGGGGCAAAAAGUUUAAUGAUGAGAUAAGAGAGUCCCUUAAGCACAAUGCUAGGGGGAUCCUGGCAAUGGCUAAUAGUGGUCCGAAUACCAAUGGAAGCCAAUUCUUUUUGACAUAUGCUAAGCAGCCUCAUUUGAAUGGAUUGUACACUGUGUUUGGCAAGGUGAUCCAUGGUUUUGAGGUCCUUGAUCUUAUGGAGAAGACGAAAACGGGUCCAGGGGAUCGCCCACUUGCUGAAAUUAGGCUCAACCGUGUUACACUACAUGCUAAUCCCCUUGCUGGUUGAAGGCUGAGUAUAUUGCAUUCAGGGGAGUGAUGCGUCUUCCGUAUAAAUGACAAUCAAUUGCUUUUUUCACUUCUGAAGUGCUAAUAUAGUGACUAGUUGAAGCCUUAGAAGGAUGUCAAUUGCUCUCCUGCACCAUGUAUAGCACAGUGCGUAUUGUAAUUUCACUGGCUCAUAGUUUGUGAAAACCAACCGUGUAAACUGUCCCCUUGAUUAGGGCUUUUUGCUGAUUAAUGAUAAUCUAACAUACUGAGAAAUCUUCUCAACUUAUUAAAA
Messenger RNA from Spinacia oleracea (spinach), 973 nucleotides. Its product is annotated as peptidyl-prolyl cis-trans isomerase CYP18-1. Lineage: Eukaryota; Viridiplantae; Streptophyta; Magnoliopsida; Caryophyllales; Amaranthaceae. Gene Ontology annotation, molecular function: peptidyl-prolyl cis-trans isomerase activity. Gene Ontology annotation, cellular component: catalytic step 2 spliceosome. The transcript has 5 exons. The record is from RefSeq and is a predicted model, not a curated record. Gene Ontology annotation, biological process: protein peptidyl-prolyl isomerization; protein folding. Bases 218 to 700 code for a protein of 160 amino acids.